Messenger RNA from Cinara cedri, 6501 nucleotides. The record is from the annotation of a GenBank genome assembly. NCBI's taxonomy places the organism in Eukaryota, Metazoa, Arthropoda, Insecta, Hemiptera, Aphididae.
CUCGCGGUGGCGUGCGAUAAGUCAACAAGACGAGUAACCGAACAUUCGGACUGACGACGACGCCGACAUUUGAUUGGUUUUAGUGGUGAUUACCGCUGUCUAAUUACAACCGACAAUAGUCAGUGCAAUUCGAAUCCGACUGCAAACGUAUACGUGCAGGACAUUAAUUGUUGUCGUUUCCCCUCGAACAGAAAACAAUAGCGGCGAGUGCGAUACAUAAUAUAAAAGUGGAAAUAUAAUAAUAUUAUGCAAGUCGGUUACCGCCAAACGAUCAACCUUUUUCAUUAGCAGAUUCGACAAUCGUCACAGUCGCAAUAACACUUAAAACUGUAAACACCGCAACAUCUGCAGUUUGGAUAUGAAAAAUUACAUAUCGUCAAUAGUGGUCGUCUUGCUGCUGCUGUUGUUGUUCGCGGACAAGCCUUCCGAUGGUUCGUAUAAACCGUACCCGACUUUUUUGAUGAUUAUAGCUUUUUCCUUUUUGUCAAUUGUCCAACAAAAGUCAGGUUAACAUACCGUUUUUAAUCAUCUCCCAAUCCAUCAGUAUUUCUUGACAUCUAUUUCACACUUCUUCAAAUCUUCCUUUAAACAUCUAAUAAUGUAACAUUUUUAUUUCAUUGACUAACUUCUACCCCGGACCUCGGUUUCUAUUUACUUUUAAUUUGUCAAGGGAUUCCCUCUAAAUUUCCCUUAAAUCGUUAAUUGACGAUUGAUAAGACACCAUAGAAUCACCACUGGAAGAGUUAAUUGAUAUAUUAGUGGUCAUCGCUUGAUAUUCAACAUACUUAUAACCUAAUGAAACGCCACGUUAUUUGAACCAUUUGUCGAGUGUUGUCCGAAUAAAAUAUAUUCGCGGUCCUUUAGCUCAGAGAUUGUUACGGUCCAUUUGGAGAAGAUUUACAAGGAACACCGAGAACGGCCGUCCCAACACUAUGCCCGGUCGGCAGGAAAUCGUCAGCCGACAAGACGUCGUACCAGCAAGUGACGACACAGUCCGUCCUAUACAAAUUCCAUUGACUGACGCGACCGAAAGUCAACAAGAAACCGAACCAUAUAUUCCUCAAAGAAGAUCGUCGUUGUUUAUCGAUGGCACCAGCUUGGAUUUUGUCUAUUGGAACAAGUGUGUAAAAAAAUAUAAAAUAUAAAAUAUAUAGGUAGUAUAAGUACCACCUAAAUGUUUUUUAUUUUAUGCUCACCAAAAUGUAUUAUUUUCAUCUCGUAGAGAACUUGGCAAUAAUAAACCGAUAAUAAUCGAAUUUGGUAACGAAAAACAAAUUCUCAAUUAUUGGGUUCGCGGGAAACCUUUGAAAGUCAUAACCCAUGGAUGGCUAGGGACGGACGAAGACGACAAAGGAGUGUUCGGCAUAAAAACAGGUAUAAAUCAAAAAUAUUUAAAUUAAUAUUUGAUGUACUAAGUGGCUUAGGUUAGGUUUGAAAGGUACGAACACCGACCUAAUCUGACCUUAUUUUUUGAGAAUUAUUUGUAAAUAACUAUACUGCCAUGAAUACGUGCCGUUUUCUCAUUAUGAAACGGACAUUGUUUUGAAAACGAAAUACGUCUCAUUUUUCCAAAAACUGUUCAGCUUACGUCGCUACCGAAAAUUGUAACGUUAUCACGGCGGACUGGAAUCGGGUGUCGGGCAAUUACAUGUACCCGAUGCCGGCCUAUCAGACUGCUCGCGUGGGUUCCAUUAUAGCCGAAUUGUUGGAGCAUUUUGUUCAGCUCGCGGUGAUCGAUCCGUCCGAUAUACACGUUAUUGGUCACAGUCUCGGUGCCCACGUAUCCGGAGCAUGUGGCGCGGCUUUUAGUCUCGGAAAAAUCGGCAGAAUUACAGGUAUGUAUAGUGUAAUUAUGACGACCAAGAAUCAAUAAUCGUAUAAUAACUGACGAAGAUAUUAUUUGGAGCUAUAGUAACAUUUAGAAUGGAAAAUAUAUCCCGAGGAAAAAUGUUAAAUUAUUAUUUAUCAUUUGGGUGUACAAAUCUCAAUUGAGGGUGUGCACAUUUACCUUUUAACGAUUCGUUUCAGUACAACAGCAUAUUUCCCUUCUCACUUUAAUAGACUUAGGACUAUCUGUUUUCCACAGGCGUGAUUAAAAAUGUGUGUGUAUGUGUGUUCGAGUAUUCAAAAAUAUUACAAACUUGAAUAUCAUUCACAAAAUAUCAUAGACAUAGAUAUUUUUGUAGUUACUAGUUACUCUCUGUUCACAUCUAGUUACUGGCAAAAAACUAAUUGAAAAAAAUUAAAACUUUCGAGUUUUGACCUAUCUACAAAAUUAUAUUUGAUUCAUCGAUUUUUGUAUCUUAACUUCUAAAUAAUAUUUAAUAUUACAUUUUACGAUAGGUAAACGAUUUAUGCGUGUUGUACUUUGUGUACUGUGUAUAUUCCAGUGUGGAACUUCUAGUGCAGGUAAACCUAUUUUAAAUGUGCGCAAACAAGUCAUCGAAUUGCAGGUAAAAAUUUGUAUAUGUGCGCAAACAAGUUGUACCGCUCAAUUGAUAAUAUCAAUACAUAAAAAAAAAAAAAAUUAAACAUAAUAUUUAUGUUUAUACAUAUGUCAUAAUUUAAUGUCUAGGUUCUUCAUUCAUCCAUGAGCUUCCAUAUUUAACUCCAUUCUAUUCCACCAUGAAACUUCCUCUUUUGGGCACUUAUUCAAGAUGUAUUUUAAUGUUUGGUCCUCAUUACCACAGUCACAUGAGGGGUUGUCUUUCAUUUUACAUUUAAACAUUAAAUAUCGAAAUGUUCCUUGUCCCGUUUUUGAUUGGUUAGAGUUAUACAUUCUUGUCUUGAUAGAUCUAAAUUUGCCAACGGCUUAUACGGCGGGAUAUCAGUUCACUGUUUUCUAACUUUGUGUUGUUCCAAAAGUCUGUCCAAAUAUCCUUUGUUCUAAAAUUACUCUGCUUUAUCAUUGCUGUAGUUUGCCAUACUACCGAGGUUAACAACUACACGCUGGAUAUUUUUUCCACAUAGUUACUUUUUCCUCGGAUAUUUCUGCCUAAAUUUGCAAUAUUUAUUACCAAUACUGUUGUUGCAUACACAGGUCUGGAUCCAGCUGGCCCGGGAUUUGAGUACGUGGCGUUACGAUCCGACCAUUUGGACAGCACCGACGCACAAUUUGUGGACGUUAUUCAUACGGCGUCGGGCACGGCUGGCUAUUCGAGCCCCAUAGGACAUGCGGAUUUCUACCCGAACGAAGGGUCGCCACCUCAACCGGGAUGUUUGGAAUCGUAUAUGCCCACCGCGUUAGUAAAUCUCAGUGAGUAUCGUAUUUUUGUACUUGUUUUGAGUAGACCUAUAUUCCCCCCCCUUGAAAAUUGAUGGGCAUGUCAGUGUGUUACCUACAGUAUUAAUUAUAUCAACAAAUCGUCCACCUGGUUAUUUUUAACAGUCGGGUGCAGUCAUUCGAGAGCGCACGAAUUUUACGCGGACUCCGUGUAUAACAGAAAAUCGUAUUCGGCCGUAGAGUGUCCUUCGUGGGAAGAGUACACGAGCGGUGUAUGCAAAAAUAAUACCCACAGUUUUAUGGGACACGACGCGGAUCCUAAGUAAGAAUACGAUACUUAAAGUAAAUAUUUAAGUCUAAACAAUUUUAAAAAGCCGAACAUACUUCGGACCAUAGAUAGACUGUUGGUACAUUGUUACAUUAAUAUACUGUUAUUAGGGUGAAGUUGGGAAACGGUAAUUUAGUACAUAUACUGUAUGCAAUCGAUAAAUCAUCGAAUUGCUGAACAUUUAGAUAAAAUAAAUUACUACUGUUUAGACAUUUCUCAUCUUCUAAAGUAUUGGAUUCAAAUUUUAAUCAAACGAAAGUGUCUUCUGAAACAAAACACAUUUUUGUAAAAUGUAUUGCUUCUUUUUGUUUUAUUCAGAAUUUAAAACCCAAACUCAUUAUUUUAAAUUAAAAUUAAAAUCACAAAUUAUUAAGUGCAUGCGUCAUAAUAAUAAUAACAACAACGACAAUUAAUAAGUAUAAUUCAUAAUAUAAACAAACCGUAUUUUCAUUUAUAUGAUAUAUAUAUAUUAAUUUAAUUUUUAAUUGUCGCUAUAAAAAAUAAGUACUAAUUAAAUUAUAAAUACAUUGUAUACUAUUGGUAAUAAUAAUGUAAAUUGCAUGUUAUUUAAACGUUUUCAAAAACUAUGCAAAUAAUUAAUGACAACUUUUCAAAUACAUCAAAAUAAUCGCUAUAAUAUUAUCAUAUGUUAUAUUGCAUAAUUCCAUCAUUAACGUUCAUUUUUUUUUUUUUUUAUCUGUUCUCUUAUUUUUUUAAUGGCCUUCAGAACUCUUAGAGUUUUUACCAUUAAAGCAAAAUCACGUCAUCUUUCUCUCUCUUAGACCUCGUCUCUUCAGUCUUCCACUACUUAUUCGAUUUAUAAGAUCCUCUUCGAGAUCAAUCUUUUCCUUGGUUAAUCACGAUGUCCCUUAAUCUCCACGAGGUUUCCACUCUAGUGCUGCUCUCAAUAUGAUCAACUUCUGUUCUCCUAAUUAUGUAUCCUAGCUCUUGUAAAAUUUGUUCUACAUCAUGUCAUACACUAUCCCUAUUGUUUUUUCUAUGUAAAAUAUUAUUUGUUCAAUCAUAAACUGGUGCCAUAGAUUCUUCUUAAUGUUUUGUCCUCGAACAUUUUUAGUUUCUUUUCUGCCUGACGAGUUUUUUUUAUCUAUAAUGUAAAAAAUCAUGAUCGACGGUUUUUUGCUGUGAUUAUAUCAAUAGUCACCAGGCAGUUGUUCUAUAUUAUGUAGAUCAGGAUCAUUAUUAUAUUAUGACGUAUACAGAAAACCGUUCCACUAUAUUAUUUCCUUUACGGUUAUAGAUAAGUAUACUGCAGUUUGGAGUUUAACUAACAUAGUCACUUAAUAUAUUACAAUUGCUGCUUGAUUAAGUCGAAAUAAAUCGAGUUGAUAUAUCUACGUAAAACGAGGGUGUAGAUUAUAACCACAGUUACCAAACGUCGUAUAGCGUCGUAUAACCGAUGACGUUCGCGCAUAAUUAAAUUAUAAUAUUGGUGUACAGCCGUACUAUAAUAUGUGUUUUUGGUUUCAUUUAUGCGUUAGAAUAGCAUUCGAAAUAACAUAACUACUUGAAUAAAUUGUAUGGUAAUAAUUAAAAUAAAAUGAUAAUAUUAGUACAGCCGUGAUGUGUACUCACAACGCGAGUAAAAGGUAUUUUGACGGUCUGUCACGGUCAUGGUCGAAUAAUAUUGUUGAUAAAAUGCAAAUAUUGUAUUACAUUCGUAGAUUAUUAAUUGAUAAAAGCAAUGUGCAGCAUAAUAUACGUGUGGCGAGAAAAAAAAUCAUAAAAUUGCAUUAGGUACUUAUAAACAUUAUAUGUAUACAUAAGCGCCAUUGGGCCAUUAAUGUUUGAAGAAGAAAAAAAAAUAAAUUUGCAUUGUUCACUAUGCUUAUAUUUAUUCGUGUUUUAUAUUUUGACGUUCUAACGUCUUUUAGAUAAUUUUUUUGAAAAUUCAAACUAUGGUAGUCAAUACACGAACGAAACUUAUAAUAUCUUUUCUUCUUCUAUUAGUGUACCUACCAGUAUUCUACCUAUUCUCUAAAAUAGUUUUUGACGCCAUAACUAGAUUAUUCGUAUCGUGUCUAUAUUGAAUUACUUCUCCUCGUUUUUUUUUUUCAACUCCCAAACAAUUUAAAUCUUACCCCGCCAUGCCAAUUAAUUUUUUCUCGGGUCUUCCUUGUGGUUUAUGUUUCAUAUCAUUCUAUAUCAACCCUAAUUGCGAUAUAACAUUCAAUUAAUAAGGUGGAUCCAGUGUCUAUAUAUUUACGGCUAGGGCACUUAUAGGAGUAACAAGGAGUUAAACAGUAAUUUUUUACAUUUUUUUCUCUUGAAAUAAUUAGUUUUUGACUACAUAUUUAUUGGUCUAUCGUUAAAAAUUAAAAAAUUAGGGUGUGAUUUAUUUUCUGAUCAAAUAUCAGAUUUAACGUAAACAUCACACACUUUCUUCUCGUAGAUUCUGAAGACAAAUCAGCUGAAUUCACCCUUGAUUAAUAUAUUACCUAAUCGUUAAAUAAUUAUUUUACAAGCAUUUUCCUAUGUAAACCAAUAUUACAUUAUUUAUUUUAUUUUUCACAUGUAUAAUAGUAUUACAUAUUUCAUUUUCAGAGCCAGAGGUAUUUUUUAUCUUCAGACCAACAGUACCAGCCCUUUUGGGAUUUUGGAGAGAGUAUUAUAAAAAAAAUGCACCACACGAUGAAGAUAUAGUUGUUUAAGAUUUAAUUUAUUUUUUUUUAUUGUUGUUUUUUAAAAUAUUAAUAAAUGUGUACCAUCUAUGUUGUGGAUAGAGUAUAGACUAUAUUAUAAUGCAUUAUAUAUAAGCGUAUUUUGACAAAACAAAAAAAAAAAAAAAAUGAAGCAGUAUUCCGUCCAAAUAAAUAUGAGACAGAUUUACCACUGUUGUAAGUGGCAAGUUGGGAAAAAAGGAUGCAUACCUUUAUAGGUAUUUAAUUUUUAUCUGUAUGCAACGAUAAAUUAAUGUUAAUGAAAUCUUAGC